Messenger RNA from Nezara viridula (southern green stink bug), 705 nucleotides. The record is from the annotation of a GenBank genome assembly. Lineage: Eukaryota; Metazoa; Arthropoda; Insecta; Hemiptera; Pentatomidae.
AUGACAUUUAAAUCGAUUCUAAUUACCCUACUGCCGCCGGUCGCGCUGAGUGAGCCCUGUGCGGCAGAGCGAGGAAAGUCGGUCAAGUUGCAUUGCCCCGGCUGGCUGCCAAUUACAACUUCCAGAAAAAAGAAGGCAAAGCAAAAAGAUGUCCUGAUUCUGAAUGACAACAAUAUAAGCAGAAUCGUGGCUGAGAAGCUCCGUAAACAACAGAAAUUGGCGAUUGUAAUUGUACAUUUAGAUUUAGAAAGCGUGAUAACGGUGGCAGGUACGGACGGCUUGGAAUUACCCUUUGCAUCCUUCGGUCCAGACGGAUACUUCCUGCCCGUCCCAGGAUCUUGGGUUACACAAUGCCUCCUACAGUGCAUCCCAGCUACUCUCUUCUCUUUGUGGUACGGAACCGAUUCCACUAAAACGAACAGUUACAAAAAUCACUCCAAAGAAAUAAAAAUAAAAAUGCUAGAGGAAGAACUUUCACAGAUGAUGGCUGUGGUUGAAGAGCUGGAGGAUUGGAUAGUUGAUGGCAGAACAACAGACAGAGAGGACACUGGAAUGAGACGCAGCGGUACACCAGGUUCCGUUAUCCUUCCAGAGGAAGCGGUCACAACCUACCGCAACUGUUUGAUAAAGGACUCACAAGUGGGAGCUUCCUUCUUCGGCAAAGCUGCCCACAAUGGAGUCUUAAAUGGUACCAUGAUCCUCUGA